Messenger RNA from Linum trigynum, 4038 nucleotides. NCBI's taxonomy places the organism in Eukaryota, Viridiplantae, Streptophyta, Magnoliopsida, Malpighiales, Linaceae. The record is from the annotation of a GenBank genome assembly.
AUGUUGUUACUGUUGUAUUGUGAGAAAACUGUUGAGCCCAAUCACAACAGCCCAUAUCCAAUUUUUUUCUUCGGAAGCUAAAAUUGCUGCUGCGUAUCGAACAAAGGCUGUGUAGAGUGUAGACACGUUGCUUUCGGGGCCUAAAACUGAGGCACGUUGCAGAAGCCGAACACAUGCAACAAUGGAAUGGAGUCGGAAACAAACAAAUCAACCUACGUCCACAAAGAACACCAACAACAAUCGCCCCAAACACACAUAAUAAUCAAAGAUAGCCUUUCUUGAGUUCUUCCGGUUCUUCCUAAAUAACUUCAUUUUGAAAGGUCACCUUCCUUCAUAAUUACAUCCAAAGAAGCAAACUUUUCGAGGUAUGUUGGCCUUGUUCCUUUACAUAUUUCGCUUCAUCGUCUGGUUUUCUCUAAAUCACCACAUGGAUCCCAAUCAACAAACAUGAAAAUCAAUGGCGAUUUUGUGAAUCUAAGAAGAAUGCACCCGAGCGAACCCAUAUCACAUCCUGAAUGAAAGUGAUGUUCUUUUUUCCAUCAUCAGAAAGCUUGCCUGUUAUAUGAAUGUGUAGAUUCAUAUCCAAUCUAUUGAUGGGGAACGUCUGAAGCGAAUCAAUCAUGUUCUUUCGAUCCCGAGUAACAAGCAAUGAAUUGCAUUUUUAUUAGAUCAAAAGAGGAAUCAUCUGUGGAUGAAGAGGAUAAUACCCAAUUGCCCUGUUAGGAAGAGAAUGAAUGAAUGAAUUGGAUAAGAAAGAAGCAACUGAAUUCUGGUUUCUGCUCGCUGUCUUUUCCUAGGAACAAACAUGGCAGAACCAAAAGAUGGCAAAGACAGCUCUUCCAAACUCGAUCGCUACGAUGCAUAUUUCGAGACGAUUCAGUCCAGGAAGAAACUACCACAUUCUUUGCAGGAGACUCUGACUGAUGCAUUUGCUAGGAUCCCGGCUUCUUCCUUCCCAAAAGUUCCCGGCGGCAAAGUCAUUGAAAUAGACGCAGACACAACGGUCUGCCAUGCGGUCAAGGUUCUAUCGGAAUGCAACAUCAUGAGUGCACCGGUUAGGAACCCAGGCGCAGGGGACAGUCCUGACUGGAAAGAAAGGUACCUUGGCAUCAUAGACUAUGCAGCAAUCAUUCUGUGGGUGCUGGAGAGUGCAGAACUUGCGGCGGUAGCUAUCUCAGCCAGCACCGCCACCGCUGCUGGCAUAGGAGCUGGAGCUGUUGGCGCCAUUGGAGCAGUAGCAUUGGGGGUGACCGGUCCCGCUGCCAUUGCUGGCUUGACUGCAGCAGCUGUAGGUGCAGCUGUGGCUGGUGGUGUGGUGGCCGAUAGAGGCGUGGGGAAAGAUGCCCCUACAGCAGUUGACAGCUUAGGGAAUGACUUCUACAAAGUUAUCCUUGAAGAAGAACCCUUCAGAUCUACCACUGUGAAAACCAUCCUAAAUUCAUACCGGUGGGCUCCAUUCCUCCCAGUUGCUACAGACGGUUCAAUGUUGAGUGUCUUGCUUUUACUCUCAAAGUAUAGGCUGAGAAAUGUACCUGUAAUUGAACCUGGGAAGCCAGAAGUUAAGAACUUCAUCACACAAUCUGCAGUAGUGCAGGGCCUGGAGGAAUGCAAAGGAAGGGACUGGUUUGAUUGCAUAGCGGCAUGUCCCCUUUCGGAUCUGGGACUCCCUUUCAUGUCUCCGGACAAGGUUAUCUGCAUACAGAGUGACGAAUUGAUUCUGGAAGCUUUCAAGCUGAUGAGGGAUGAUGAAAUUGGCGGUCUUCCGGUGGUGGAAGGGCCGAAAAGGAAGAUCGUUGGAAAUAUAAGCAUAAGGGACAUCCGAUUCUUGCUGCUGAAACGUGAACUAUUCACCAAUUUCAGGCAGCUUACUGUAAAGGAUUUCAUGAUGACGAUCUCAAGUCACGAGAAUGGCAAAGUAAUGCCGCCCAUAACAUGCAGAUCAGAUGCCACUCUCGGCAGUGUGAUCCACCAUCUUGCUUCAAAAUCAGUCCACAGGAUCUAUGUUGUGGAUAACCAAGACGAAGGAGUUGUUGGUGUGAUAACACUUCGAGAUGUGAUAUCUUGCUUCAUUUACGAGCCGCCAAACCUUUUCGAUGUCUACUUCGACACUUCAAUCAAAGAAGUUCUCGAAAAGUAAUGCAUCUGCUGUCAAACUCGCCAUGGGGGUUUUCUGAAAGCGCGGUAGGUCGUCGGAAUCUUACCCGAGAGCACAUCGUGCUAACUCCCAUACCUUAUUAUCUGUGUCAUUCCUUGGUGAUAGAAUUUAUAUAAGCAGUAGGUUUGUUGAAGCUGAAAGUAGAGUCCCGGCAAUGUUGUGAAUUGGCAUGUGUAUGUAUUUCUCAUUCUUAUCCCGUUAUCCGACUCCCAUCAAACUAUAUACGGGAAUUUUUUUCUGUCUUCUGUCGUUUAACAUCAUUCUGAUUCUUUCUGCAUCAGUUUACCUUCCAACACCAGCGUAUAUAGACAAAAGGAGUUGGAUAUGGGUCCAACUCUGUUAGCUUCAUAGCCACUUGUUCUCCCAAGUCGAAAUGCAAGUGGUGCCUAGAAGCAGUAAGCAACGAGGCAAAUACUGAAGUAGAUUGCUCUGGUACAAUCUCCAUUGGAUUCCUACCAUAUUUAUUAGUCAUGCUCUUAAAAACCUACCAUCCUUUGUCAACUUGACCAGUGUGGCUCUGGUACACUCUCCAUUAGAUUCCUAGCUUCAUCCAUCAUCCCAUUUCUACCCAGAAGGUCGAUCAUGCAACCAAAAUGCUCUGGUUUGGAAAUCAAGCCAUAUUCAUUAGUAUUUAGUCAUGCUCUUGGAAACCUUCCUUCCUUUGCCAACUUGACCAGUGUGACUGCACAGUGACAUAAUAGAAGUAAAAGUACCUGAAUUCGGCUUCACCUUCUCCCUCAGCAUCUGAUACAAAUUACAAAACUUGAAUCCCGAGUUUCUCCCCAUUUGCUCCCUACCCUGAUAUCAUGACAUUCCAAAAUGCUGGAUCAAUAGGCUUCAGGUCAAAUCAAUCAAAGGUCUUACUUGCCCAAGAAACACUGCCGCAUUUCAUAUACAGGUCAAUCAGUGCAGUCGCCAUAAAUUCAUCAGCAUGCCCGUGAAUCUCUUUCCCAUGCUGCAUGGAGGAUAGAGAUGCACAAGCUGGCAGUAGACUGGUAACAGACUUCAAACUGAGGUUGGUACCAGAAGAUUGCGUCUUCCUGAAGAAGUGAACAGCUUCACUAGCCUUAUCCAACCCGCUGAUCAUGGAAUUUCAUGUUACUGAAUCAGGUUACAAUCCUUCGGAUUCUAAUAGUCCAGACGAUUUAGCAGGCGUGUCGGUUUUAACCAUUUAACAUCAGACUGGAAAUCAUUGAGUUCCAGGCCAACUUGACCGCCCAGCUAUGCACCUGCGGGCACAACGCCGCACUGUAGCAACUAGCAAGCAGUCAGAACACUCGACACGGUAACUGAUUAGGCCUGAACCCAAAUAAACCCACCUCUCGGAACAACGAAAAAGCCUUUUUGCGAAGACCGGUGUUCGCCAAACCCGAGUUAGCGGCAUUCUGCGAGGUCAAGUUUCGGCGAGGCAUUUCAGCGAACACUUUGCCUGCGUCGUGCGGCAAAUGUAGCUUCAUUUACAUGUUAGUCAGGGAGGUGGACGAGUGGGUGUGGAGGUGAAAGCCGGAUUUGAGGAGCUACGUGUGAAGGAUUUGGCCCUGGAGAGGGGAAUCAAAGUAGACGCAUUCUGUGAAAAGAGGAGGGGAAGUAAACCGGUUGGCGGGAAGCCCGGCGGAACGAAGCAGAGAGUCGAGGGAGAGGGAUUCUCGGAGUUAGAGUGCUAACUCUCAGCACAGCACCAUCCUAACCAUUUUUAUCACCGUUGUUUGCUUUUAAGUUAAAUCAGACCGUGAGAAGCAACAAGAUGCGUGUUUGAUAUUUUUGAAAAUUUAAAUUUUAAUUAUUUCUCUCCUCCUUAACAAAAAGUAAAAAUAUACUUCUAGACAAAGACAACCACUCCUCGACAAAAACCAUAACUUGCAGAAUAAAAAACAAAUCGCUAC